AUGGUGGGACCUGAGGGAUCGAAAGGAGGUUUUCUCCGCAUCCGUGGCUCCAUCUACACUUCCCCACCCUACUCGUAUUGUGGAAGAAAUGUGGUCGUCUACUUCCAGCGUCAUACGCUUGACCGCUGGGAAAACCAGAGUGUUCUCCGCGGUCAAGCGUAUGACGCUCUAGAGCUACAAAAGGCUACGUGGUUUUGGAGCGAGGACGUCCAGGCGGCAAUUCGUGAAAAGAAGUCCAAAUAUAAGCUCUGGUGGAGGACACGUCAGCCUGAAGAUCGUGAUGCUUAUCUAGCGGCGAAGAGGGAGACCAAAUAA
Molecule: messenger RNA, 315 nt
Organism: Necator americanus (New World hookworm)
Lineage: Eukaryota; Metazoa; Nematoda; Chromadorea; Rhabditida; Ancylostomatidae
Exons: 1
Coding region: 1-315 (104 amino acids)
Source: RefSeq, a predicted model, not a curated record